This is a messenger RNA of Hemicordylus capensis (graceful crag lizard), 3887 nucleotides long. It is a transcript of the gene AARS2, whose product is annotated as alanyl-tRNA synthetase 2, mitochondrial. The record is from RefSeq and is a predicted model, not a curated record. The transcript has 22 exons. NCBI's taxonomy places the organism in Eukaryota, Metazoa, Chordata, Lepidosauria, Squamata, Cordylidae. Bases 181 to 3135 code for a protein of 984 amino acids. Gene Ontology annotation, molecular function: nucleic acid binding; aminoacyl-tRNA deacylase activity; amino acid binding. Gene Ontology annotation, cellular component: cytoplasm; mitochondrion. Gene Ontology annotation, biological process: tRNA modification; alanyl-tRNA aminoacylation.
CCGAUCUUUGCCCUGAACUUCAGGAAACUCUACGGGCUGGACCCGCUCCAAAGCAGCAAGUCCACCAGUAUCCCACCAUCCUCUGCAGCAAGGAGUCCUCUCUUGUAGUCUCGCUUUAUGGUCCUUUUCCCCUCCUCCUAAACCUGAAACCGCGAAUCCCCAAAUCCUCCCACAGUCAAGAUGGCGGCAGCGGCCAAGGGCUCCGUUGGGCACCUUCUCUGGAGAUCACCCAAGUGGUUUUGUAGCUCCUGUCGCGCUCGCUCUACCGCCUCCCCGUCAGCCGCGCUGGUGCGUCAGACUUUCCUCCAGUUCUUCCAGGAGAAAUACGGGCACCAGGUGGUACCCUCGGCCCCUGUGAGGCCGCGCGGGGACCCUGGGCUGCUUUUCGUCAAUGCGGGCAUGAACCAGUUCAAACCCAUUUUCCUGGGCACAGCAGAUCCCCAGAGUGAGCUGACACGUUACAAGCGGGUGGUGAACAGCCAAAAGUGUGUGCGUGCAGGUGGAAAGCACAAUGAUUUGGAAGAUGUGGGCCGGGACGUUUAUCAUCACACAUUUUUUGAAAUGCUGGGAAACUGGUCCUUCGGAGAUUAUUUUAAAGAGGAAGCAUGUAGCAUGGCAUGGGAACUCCUAACACAGGUCUAUGAGAUCCCAAAGGACCAUCUCUAUGUCACCUAUUUUGGAGGGGAUGCCUUGCUUGGUCUAAAUGCAGAUGAAGAAUGCAGAGAAAUAUGGCUUAGCUUAGGAGUGCCUCCCAACCACGUGCUUCCUUUUCCCCUGAAAGACAACUUCUGGGAGAUGGGCGAUACUGGUCCCUGUGGCCCCUGCACGGAGAUCCAUUAUGAUCAUGUGGGCAGCAGUAGAAAUGCAGCAGCGCUGGUGAACCAGGGCAGUCCUGAUGUGGUGGAGAUCUGGAACCUGGUUUUCAUGCAGUACAAUAGAGAGAUUGAUGGGCGUCUGCAUCUGUUGCCCCAGCAUCAUGUGGACACGGGAAUGGGCUUGGAACGGUUGAUGACAGUUUUGCAGAAGAAACGCUCCAAUUACGACACGGACCUCUUCAUCCCUAUUUUGGAUGCCAUCCACAAGGGCUGUGGCGCGCCCAGCUACCAGGGCUUGGUUGGGGAGGCUGAUGCUGGGGGCGUGGACGCAGCCUACAGAGUGGUGGCAGAUCACGUGCGCACCUUGGCCGUGUGCCUUGCUGAUGGUGUUUACCCAGGCAUGUCUGGGGCCGAGCUUGUUCUACGUCAUAUCUUACGUAGGGCUGUGCGAUUUUGCUCUGAAGUUCUCCAUGCUCCACCAGGGUUCCUGGCCAGCUUGGUUCCUGUUGUGGUACACAUUCUGGGUGAUGCCUACCCAGAGCUUAGGAGGGAUACAGAUAAGAUUAUGAAUAUCAUCAAUGAGAAUGAGGAUGCAUUUCUGGCCGCUCUCCUGCGAGGGCAGCGUGUUAUAAACAGAACACUCCAGCAAGUGGAUCAUUCUAAAGUCUUCCCAGUGGAGAUCGCUUGGUCGCUCUAUAUCAACUUGGGAUUCCCCCUGGAUCUCAUUGGCUUGAGGGUUGAAGAAAAGGGGGUGCAUUUGGAUACUGCAGCUUUGGCCAAGUUGGCUCAGGAAGAUGCUAAACGGAAAAUUCAGACACAGCAAGAAGGGAGCUCAAGGAUGCAGCUGGAUGUGCAUUCAUUGGCCACGUUACGGCGAGAUGGUGUGCCCACUACUGAUGACUCUCCCAAGUUUGACUAUCACCUUGGACAGGAUGGGAGAUAUGUGUUUAAGCCGUGUCAAGCCACUGCCCUUAGGCUGUACAAAGAUGGAUCUCUUCAGAAAGAAAUUGGUGGAGGGCAACACUGUGGUGUUCUCCUGGACAGGACCUGCUUCUAUGCUGAGCAGGGUGGCCAGGCAUCUGAUCAAGGCUACAUGAUGCUUGUGGGGCAGCCGGAUGUACUUUUCCCAGUGGAGUCAGUACAAGUUUCGGGUGGCUAUGUAAUCCAUGAAGUGAUUGCUUCUGAGACCCUGAAGGCUGGGGAUCAAAUACAGCUCUUUGUGGAUGAGGCCCAGCGGCUGGCCUGCAUGGUGAAUCACACUGCCACCCAUCUGCUGAACUUUGCACUCCGCCAGGUCUUGGGAGACGGCACGCAACAGCAGGGAUCCCACGUGACUGCUGAAUAUCUGAGAUUUGACGUCCGCACCGAGAGUCCUGUACAGACCCAGCAUUUGCGAGACAUAGAAGACGUGAUGCAGGAAGUGAUCAAGCGGAAUGAGUUCGUCUACACCGCAGAAGUCCCCGUUAAGUUGACAAGUGGUGUGCAAGGGCUCCGGAAACUGGAUGAAGUGUACCCAGAUGUGGUGCGAGUGGUGUCUGUGGGGAUUCCGGUGGAGAAGGUCUUGGCUCAGGAAUCUAAGGAUGCCCUGCGUACCUCUGUGGAGCUCUGCUGUGGAACGCACCUACUGCAAACAGGGGCUGUGCAAGACUUCACUAUCAUCUCGGAGCAGCAGCUGACCAGAGAGAUCAGCCAGAUCAUUGCAGUGACCAGAGAACAAGCCACACAGGCCCGGGAAGCUGGCCUGUCUGUGGCUAAAGAUGUGAACCACCUCUCUGUUCGAGUUAAACGGGGAGGGGCCUCUCUUAAUGAGGCACAGGGAAUCACCAAGGAAGCUGGCCACCUAACGGAGAUAGUGGACCGUACCAGCAUGCCUCAGUGGCAGAAAAGGGAACUGCAGGCCACUCUCAAAACUCUGCAGCGAACGGCCAAUACUGCUGUUAGAAAACUAGAAACCAAGCUGGCUGCAGAAAAGGCACAUGGCCUGCUGGCAAAGCAUUCCAACCAGCCAGUCAUCAUUGAUGCCAUCCCUGUUGAAUCUCCCUCGAUCCUGAUGAAAGUGGUCAACCAGCUGUGUGAUCAAGUGCCAGGGGCUUCAGUGAUGUUGCUAAGCCCACAAGCAUCCGGCCAGGUGUUCUGCGCUUGCCAGGUAUCCAAGAGUUCCUUGCCGACGUUUUCUGCUGCUGACUGGGCCUUGGCUGUCUGCACUCAAAUGGGAGGCAAGGCAGGUGGUUCUGGGAUUGUAGCCAGGGGAAUGGGGAGCACCAGUGACUUGCAAGGAGUCCUGAUUGCCGCUCUAGAAUAUACGAAGAAUAAACUCUGAUGCCUGAUGUCACCGUAUGUCAUAUCAAAGCUGGGCAAGGACCCUGAGGCAGGACAGUACUGGACUGACGCACCCCUAUCAGAUCUGCACACUUUGGCUCAGCAGUGCCUGUUGCUGGUUCCUGCCUUUGGUACGAUGGAUUUACCUUGGAUUGCAUUUUCUCCUGGAAUAUUUAGGUGGCAGUAUGGCCACCUAUACUGACCCAUGCGUACAGAGACCCCCUUGAAAUGUGAUCUGUGCAUUUGAAGAUUAUGUUGUGGGACAGUGGCGUAGGCAGGCCAGUGGCCCCUUAACCACACCCCCUGCAUCUGAUGUCAGAGGCGGUGGGCGUGGUUUUGCUCACAAACGGGGCUGUGCCCCCCCCGCCCCCGCCCCCCCCAUUUGCAAACAAAAUCCGGCCAACACAGCAUGGCCGGGAGCAGCUCUCCCUACCUUUUCAAAAGGCCAGAUUUUAAAAGGUGUGCGGCCCCAUUUGCAAGAAAAACCAUGCCCCCUGCAUCUGACGUCAGAGUCAGGGUGUGGCUGGGGUGCAAGGCAUGGCCCCUGAGUGCAGUGGCCUGGCUUCUUUGAACCCAUUCAUGCCCUGGUGGCCCUGUCCCGGUUGUGGGAAGAGCAAUUCUGGGCUUUUGCCCUUCACCUGGAAGAGUAAAGCUGUGGAUCCUGGCAUAAUGAGUCUGCCACCUGCUGCAGGUGAGAGAGAAUGAACUUUGCAGUACUACCAUGCUGGUAAUAAAGAACAGAAGAGAGGUGUG